AUGUUUUUAAAUACUUUGAAAUUUUUUCGAAAUAAUUGGUUAAGCUGGCGAUUGUUGGGCAUCGUAUCUCCCAAAGACAAACAAAAUCAUAAGUUGAUUAAAUAUCUGUUAUGGUCAAUGAUUGUUAAUGCUGUUGCUACAUUUUUAAUCCCUUUACAUCUACUGCUUGGUAUAUUUCAAGAGCAACCCCAAUCGACUCGUUUUGAAAGUAUAGCAAUAUGCGUGACUAGCAUAGCGACCAGUUUAAAGUUUAUUAUAUACGCCAGCAAAUUACAACAUGUCAAACGAAUGGGCGAACUUUUCCAACGUUUAGAUGCAAGGAUAUCUAAUGAUAACGAAAGACAAUUUUAUCAAAAGCAUAUAUAUCGUAAUGUUAUACGUAUACAAGCGAUGUUCAUAGUGAUUUAUAUUUUAGUGGGCAUUACGGUCACAGUUGCUUUUAUAUUUAGCGGAGAACGGCGGUUAUUUUAUCCGGGUUGGUUACCAUUUGACUGGCGUCGUUCAAUAAAGUAUUAUGUGGCUGCCAUCGGCUUUCAAUUGAUUGGUAUUUUCUUUCAAAUCUUGCAAAAUUUCGCAAAUGGUAGUUUUACGCCGAAAGCCUUAUGUGUUUUGUCCGGCCAUAUACAAUUGCUUUAUAUGCGCGUUGCUAACAUCGGUUACGUAAAUCGUGUCGCGUACCAGCAAAAUCGCAAUCUACGAGAACUAAAUGAAUGCGUCCUUGAUCAAGAGCAUUUGUAUCAAUUGUUUGACGUUCUACAAAGCAUUAUAUCGUGGCCGAUGUUUUUGCAAUUUCUUGCUUCGACCGUUAACAUGUGCAUGGCGAUGGUCGCUCUACUGUUCUUUGUCACAGACAUUCUGGAACGUAUUUACUAUGUUAUGUAUUUUGCCGCUAUGUGCAUGCAGAUAUUUCCCACUUGCUAUUACGGUAGCGAUUUCGAAAUAAAAUUCGAGCGAUUACAUUAUGCAGUCUUCUCUAGCAAUUGGACUGAGGGCACUCAAUGUUUUAAGUGACACAUGAUGAUAUUCACUGAACGAGCAUUGCGAGAAACUAGAGCAAUGGCUGGCGGCGUAUUUCGUAUACAUUUGGAUACAUUUUUUGCUACCAUCCAAGGUGCCUACUCCUUAUUCGCUGUUGUUCUAACAAUGAAAAAUUAA
Molecule: messenger RNA, 1155 nt
Organism: Glossina fuscipes
Lineage: Eukaryota; Metazoa; Arthropoda; Insecta; Diptera; Glossinidae
Gene: Or59a
Product: odorant receptor 59a
Exons: 2
Biological process (GO): detection of chemical stimulus involved in sensory perception of smell; sensory perception of smell
Cellular component (GO): plasma membrane
Molecular function (GO): odorant binding; olfactory receptor activity
Source: RefSeq, a predicted model, not a curated record